AUGGGUAUCAAACAGCUCUACCAGAUCAUCAAGGAGGAGGCGCCCAAUGCCAUCAAGGAGGGCGAUAUCAAGGCGCACUUUGGCCGCAAGGUCGCCAUUGAUGCGUCCAUGAGCAUCUACUCCUUCCUCAUCGCCGUGCGAUCCGAUGGCCAGCAACUGAUGAACGAGAGCGGCGAGACGACAUCACACCUCAUGGGUCUCUUCUACCGCACCCUGCGCAUGGUCGACAACGGAAUCAAGCCCCUCUAUGUCUUCGACGGUGCCCCACCUAAGCUCAAGUCGGGCGAGCUGGCGAAGCGAUUCCAGAGAAAGCAGGAGGCCAAUGAGAAUCUGGAGGAGGCCAAGGAGACGGGUACUGCUGAGGACAUUGAGAAGUUCUCCCGACGUACGGUUCGCGUCACCCGCGAGCACAACGCCGAGUGCCAGAGGCUGCUGAAGCUCAUGGGCAUUCCCUUCAUCGUCGCCCCAACGGAAGCCGAGGCCCAGUGCGCUGUUCUUGCACGCGCGGGCAAGGUCUACGCCGCUGCCAGUGAGGACAUGGACACCCUCACGUUCGAUACUCCCAUCCUCCUCCGCCACUUGACGUUCAGUGAGCAGCGCAAGGAACCUAUCCAGGAGGUUCACGUUGAAAAGGUCUUGGAGGGUCUCGGUAUGGACCGCAAGCAGUUUGUCGAUCUCUGCAUUCUCCUCGGUUGCGAUUACCUCGACCCCAUCCCCAAGAUCGGCCCUACGACGGCGCUCAAGCUCAUCCGCGAACACGGCACACUGGAAAAGUUGGUCGAGGCCAUCAACGAGGACCCUAAGCACAAGUACACGAUCCCCGAUGACUGGCCGUACCAGGACGCCCGUGAACUCUUCUUCAACCCCGACGUGAAGCCGGCCGACGACCCGCUCUGCGACUUCAAGUGGGAAAAGCCCGAUAUGGAGGGCCUCGUGCAGUUCCUCGUCACAGAGAAGGGCUUUUCCGAGGACCGCGUCCGUUCGGCCGGUGCUAGAUUGGAGAAGAACCUCAAGAGCAGUCAGCAGGUUCGGCUCGAUGGCUUCUUCAAGGUGAUCCCCAAGACGGAGGAGGAGAAGGCGACGGCGAAGCGCAAGCUCGACGCCAAGAACGAGGAGAAGAAGAAGAAACAGAAGCUUGAGAAGAAGGAGAAGGCUGCUGCCAAGGCGAAGCCUCGUGGAGCUUAG
This is a messenger RNA of Colletotrichum karsti, 1185 nucleotides long. RefSeq names its product DNA-repair protein rad2. Gene Ontology annotation, cellular component: nucleus; cytoplasm. The transcript is spliced from 4 exons. Bases 1 to 1185 code for a protein of 394 amino acids. Gene Ontology annotation, molecular function: DNA binding; 5'-flap endonuclease activity; 5'-3' exonuclease activity. The record is from RefSeq and is a predicted model, not a curated record. NCBI's taxonomy places the organism in Eukaryota, Fungi, Ascomycota, Sordariomycetes, Glomerellales, Glomerellaceae.